This is a messenger RNA of Neospora caninum, 450 nucleotides long. RefSeq lists its product as hypothetical. The transcript is spliced from 3 exons. The coding region runs from base 1 to 450 and encodes 149 amino acids. The record is from RefSeq and is a predicted model, not a curated record. NCBI's taxonomy places the organism in Eukaryota, Apicomplexa, Conoidasida, Eucoccidiorida, Sarcocystidae. Gene Ontology annotation, molecular function: enzyme regulator activity; calcium ion binding.
AUGGCUGACCAGCUGACAGAGGAGCAAAUUGCGGAGUUCAAGGAGGCGUUCAGCCUCUUCGAUAAAGACGGCGAUGGGACAAUCACUACAAAGGAACUCGGUACCGUCAUGCGGUCACUGGGCCAGAACCCGACAGAGGCAGAACUUCAGGAUAUGAUCAAUGAGGUUGAUGCUGAUGGAAAUGGCACAAUCGAUUUCCCGGAGUUCCUUACUCUUAUGGCACGGAAGAUGAAGGACACUGACACAGAAGAAGAGUUAAUCGAAGCAUUCAAGGUGUUCGAUCGGGACGGCAACGGCUUCAUUAGCGCGGCCGAGCUGCGACACGUUAUGACAAAUUUGGGAGAAAAGCUUACAGACGAAGAAGUGGACGAGAUGAUUCGAGAAGCAGAUGUGGAUGGCGAUGGCCAGAUUAACUACGAGGAGUUUGUAAAAAUGAUGAUGGCAAAGUAA